Carassius auratus (goldfish) is the source of this 2948-nucleotide messenger RNA. Its product is annotated as rab11 family-interacting protein 1-like. Gene Ontology annotation, cellular component: intracellular membrane-bounded organelle. The transcript is spliced from 5 exons. NCBI's taxonomy places the organism in Eukaryota, Metazoa, Chordata, Actinopteri, Cypriniformes, Cyprinidae. Gene Ontology annotation, biological process: regulated exocytosis. Bases 143 to 2293 code for a protein of 716 amino acids. Gene Ontology annotation, molecular function: small GTPase binding. The record is from RefSeq and is a predicted model, not a curated record.
UGUUGCUUCACUGGGUUAGGUGGAACUUUUCCAGAGAAACAUUAACUAACAUUUGACGCUUUGAAAGUUUUCGCUGGACAGGCAACACGCGCGUCCUGCUGACUUUUCAGUCCCGACUGAAACGAGUUGGGUUGUCACAGAAAUGUCUCUAGCAGUGCAAAGCCAGCAGUGGUUUCCCACCAGCGUCCAGGUAACGGUGCUCCAGGCGAGGGGUUUGCGGAGCAAAGGGAAGAAUGGUACCAACGACGCGUACGCCAUCAUGCAGGUGGCCAAGGAUAAGUUCUCCACCUCGGUGCAGGAGAAGAGCGUCGCCCCGGUGUGGAAAGAGGAGGCCGCGUUCGACCUGCCGCUGUUUCACCCCAGUAACGCGGAGCGCUGCACCCUACAGGUGUGUGUGAUGCACCGGGCUCUGAUGGGACCCGAUAAAAUGCUCGGACAGGCGACCAUCAACCUCCUGGAACUCCAAGACAAUAAAUCCCGUGAUAAAACUGAAUGGUUCAAAUUGAUGGGCAAGACGGGGAAGGCUGAUAAAGAGAGGGGUGAGGUGCUCCUAGACAUUCAGUUCAUGAAGAACAACAUGACGGCCAGCAUGUAUGACCUCUCUGGGCCGGACAAGUCACGCUCACGGCUUGGCAAGAUCAAGGAUAAGCUGAAAGGGAAAAAGAAAGAUGGCAUGUCGGAUUCUGCUUCAGCCAUUGUGCCUUCAGUCGGCCGGGUACUGACUGACAGUGAGGGAGAAGAAGAACCUGGUGCCACAUCUGGAGCCAAAAAGAAGAAUAAACUCAAGUCCCUAUUCGCACCCAAGCCUGGUUUGCACCGUAACCUUUCCCAGUCCAUGUCCACACUUGGCACGCUGCCUGAAAAAGACUCGGCCAUCAGUCUGAGCAGAUCGUCUGGCCUGAAUAUAGAGUCUCCUGAAGGCAAAAAGAAGUUCAACUUUCUGAAGCACAAGCGAACAGGAAGCUCUGACAGCAAGGUUUCCCAGGGUACUGGGUCUCUUGGACUGGGCAUAGCACAGAGCAACACGUGCAUCAAUGGCAAUCACGUCUACACAGAAAAUCCAGAGACCAGAGGAUCCAGGGCUGGUUCCACCUUCAGCCUGAACAGCUCAGGCCACGGAUCCAUGGAGGACCUGCGCAGAGGUCAUGACAGGAAAACCUCCAGCACCUCAAUGGACUCCUCGGACCAACCUCAAGAGAAUGCAGUGGAAGAGAUGCACAGAAGACAGGUGGAGGAAAGAAGACCGGCUAAAGAGGAAGAGAGGAAACCGGAAGAGGAGAGGAAAAGUAUUGAGAGAGAGGAGGAAAGAAAGAGGAUAGAGAUAGAAAAGGAAAGGAAAUUGAUGGAAAGGGAGGAAGAGAAGAGGAAGCUAGAGAAACAGAAAGAAGAUAAACGGAGGAGAAUUGAGGAAGAGGAGAGAAUGAGACUUGAGAAUGAGAAGUUGCAGAAAGAAAAAGAGACAAGAAAGUUGGAGAUGGACAGAAGACGUGCUGAAGAAGAGGAGAGACUACAGAAGGAAAAAGAAAAGAUGGAAGCAGAGAAGAACAAAAAAAGAAAAGAGGAAGAAGAGAAAAGACUGUCAGAGGAGAGGAAAAGUAAAGAGCAAGAAAGGGUGCGACAGGAAAAAGAAAAGUUGGAGCUUGCGAACAAGAGAAUAGAGGAGCAGGUGAGAAGAAAGGCUGAGGAAGAGGAGGAGAAGAAGAAGCUGAAAGAGAAAGAAGACCAGGAGAGAAUCAGGCUAGAGAAAGAAGAAAUGGAAAGACAGAAGAAAGAGAAAGAACAGCAGCCCAAGGUCAAACCCAGGAGUGCUCGACUGAAUAUGAGUAAAAAAGCAUCAGACCAGAUCCUGUUCACCAGUCCCUUUGAAGACCCCCUCUCAUUCGACGAGAGCUCCACCAAUCCCUUCGAACAGCCCACCGUUUCUCAACCUGAAGUCCUAAGUCAGUCCACCAAAGUCUCUGCAGUCAAGCCAAGGCCCCAUGCAGUGAAACCCCUGAACACCACGGACAAGCAGCCAGACCUCAGAGAGACCCAAGACGCUUCCAGAUCUGCUAAAAUUACAGAUGACAUGCAAGUUAAGAUAAAGGCCCCAGAGGCUAAGGGGAUGGGACUGUUCUCCCAGCUAACCCAUGAGGAAAUCAUCAACUUGUUGGAAAAGCAGAAGCAGCAGCUUUCUCAGAAGGAUGCUAAGAUUGGGGAACUGGAGCAGUAUAUAGAUAAUCUUCUGGUCCGUGUCAUGGAGGUGAACCCCAACAUCUUAAUGUCCUUGAGCAUGAUGAAGAAGUCCGUUUGAGCACUUUUGUAGCAGAAUUUUGUAUUUAAUGUGCACUGUUAUCACAAAUAUGGGGUGAAUAUCAGUACACGGUUGUGGGUAAGUCACAGAGCUUUUCACUAAAUCCAGUAAGCUGUAACUGUAGACACCAGUGAGCCGAAGAUCAGGGUUUAGACAUGACAUCUUGGGCUGAAUGGUGACAAAAUGAAUGUUUGUUAUUUGACUUACUUCAGAUCCACCUAACCAUGUGACUGGUUUAUUCUUGGACAUGUUAAAAUAAAUCAUAUGUUAAGUAUUUUCUCCAAGUAUUUUUCCUCCAUUUGAAUUGCUAAUAUUCUUUGAUUAGUAUCAUUUAAAUAUCAUCUUUCAAAGCAUUCAAUGGAUGUAACCUAUAUGUUUAAUAAGUAGUAGCACGAAAUAGUGCUACAUAUAUUCUUGAAAAAUGUUUUAUAUAAAUAAAUUAAAAAGCUGUAUGAUAUUUUGUAGACGGAUAUUUGUAUUGAUGCGGCGUUUUCCUUUCAGUGAAGCACUUUAAAAGAAUCAGUUCAUCUGUAAAUAAUGAACAUGUGAUCAUUUGUACUUUAUGCCUUUUGUCAUGUAUGCUGACAGCUUUAUUAUUCUCUGCUUUUGAAAUAAAGAAUGUCACAGGCGUGGCUUUGUAAAGGGCUGCAUCACA